CCGAAUCAUCUAUAUAAGGCAAACGUUGCCGUAAUGCCGAGAGAUAAAAACCCAUAACCCUAGUUCACUACUGUAGAGAGUAGAGAGCUAGCAGCCAGCCACCACCUCUCGCCCAUUUAUACUCUACUCACCCCCGCUCCCUUCUCAUUCUGCUAAACCCUAGCGGCCUCUUUUCCUCUAUCCUUCUCCCCUUAUUCCACCGCCGGACUUAUGUUGAUUUUCUCUCUGGAUGAUUAGGUAGCAAGAAAGACCUGGUGAAAUCCUGCGGAAUCAUGUCCGACGACGAGAGGGAGGAGAAGGAGUUGGAUCUCACUUCUCCUGAAGUUGUGACUAAAUACAAAAACGCUGCCGAGAUCGUCAACAAGGCCUUGCAGUUGGUGGUAAAAGAAUGUAAACCCAAGGCAAAGAUUGUUGACCUAUGUGAGAAAGGAGAUUCUUUUAUCAGGGAACAAACUGGUAACAUGUACAAGAAUGUGAAGAAGAAGAUUGAAAGGGGAGUGGCAUUUCCUACUUGUGUUUCUGUAAACAAUAUUGUGUGCCAUUUAUCUCCUCUUGCCAGUGAUGAGAGAGUUUUGGAAGAAGGUGAUAUUGUGAAAAUUGAUAUGGGUUGUCACAUAGAUGGAUUUAUUGCCGUGGUUGCACAUACUCAUGUUAUUAAAGAUGGAGCAAUUACUGGUCGAGCUGCUGAUGUACUUGCAGCUGCCAAUACUGCAGCUGAAGUUGCUUUGAGGCUUGUGAGGCCUGGGAAAAAGAAUAAAGAUGUGUCGGAUGCUAUUCAGAAGGUUGCAUCUGCUUAUGAUUGCAAAAUUGUGGAGGGUGUUCUUAGUCACCAGCUGAAGCAGUUUGUGGUUGAUGGAAACAAGGUUAUCUUAAGUGCUUCCAAUCCAGACACAAGAGUCGAUGAUAUUGAAUUCGAGGAGAACGAAGUUUAUGCAGUAGAUAUUGUUACAAGCACGGGCGAUGGGAAGCCUAAGCUCCUAGAUGAGAAAGAGACAACAAUUUACAAGAGAGCCGUGGACAAGAAUUAUCACUUGAAGAUGAAAGCUUCCAGAUUCAUUUUCAGUGAAAUCAGCCAGAAGUUCCCUAUCAUGCCUUUCUCCGCUAGAGCCUUAGAAGAGAAAAGAGCUAGGUUGGGACUGGUGGAAUGUGUAAAUCAUGAUCUUCUCCAGCCUUACCCUGUUCUUCAUGAGAAGCCUGGUGAUUAUGUGGCUCAUAUCAAGUUCACAGUUUUGUUGAUGCCUAAUGGUUCGGAUAGGAUAACAUCACAUCCUCUUCAGGAGUUGCAAGCUACGAAGGUGAUUGAUGAUCCUGAAAUUAAGGCAUGGUUAGCUUUGGGUACCAAGACAAAGAAGAAGGGUGGAGGGAAGAAGAAGAAAGGCAAGAAAGCCGACAAAACGGUGGAUGCUGCUGGUGCUGAAGCUGAGGCAGAACCGAUGGACGAAACAACAGAGGCUGCGUCCCAACCCUAAAAAAUUGUUAUGAUUUUGGGUCGAUUCUGUUCAGUUUUGUUACACCACCCCUGUUGCAACUUACUGUAUCUGUGGUUGGUUUAUGAGAAUUCCAGUAUAGUGGCUAGACUUUUGGGUCCCUGUUGAAUAUUUACCUGCAUGAAAAUGGCAUAUCCUCAUGACACCCAAGUUCCUGUACUGCCUUUUGCCCUCACUGUACUAAUGUUAAUUUAACUUUAGAGAGUUGCCCAUUUGAGUGUUAAAACGUAAUGUAGCCUCAUUAUCUUGAUCCAUGUAUGAAGCUCUUGAUAUGAAAUUUGAGUCU
Linum tenue is the source of this 1773-nucleotide messenger RNA. The record is from the annotation of a GenBank genome assembly. Lineage: Eukaryota; Viridiplantae; Streptophyta; Magnoliopsida; Malpighiales; Linaceae.